AUGCUAGAGAGAGGAGCCAACAAAAGCAUCAAUGACGAAGACAAUGAAGGCCGCACUGCUCUGGACCGUUGCGAAAAAGGAUCUCCACUCUACUUGUUGUUGCUUAAAUACGGAGCAAAGCCGCGCCCUGAGAAGCCACCAACGCCUCCCCCAGAGCCUGAGGUUACAGUUGCUGCAAGCAACCCACCAGCGAGCACAGAUUCGGAAGCAACGAAAGAGACACCGGAAAUAGUAAUGGCCGACGACGUCCCUGGCUUGGAACAGCACCCCGGUUUCUGGGGCUCUAUGUGUGGCUGUGGUGGUCGCUCACAUAAGACUGAGGCAGUGCCUGUUUUCAAGGCCUAG
Eimeria necatrix is the source of this 345-nucleotide messenger RNA. RefSeq names its product ankyrin repeat-containing protein, putative. Lineage: Eukaryota; Apicomplexa; Conoidasida; Eucoccidiorida; Eimeriidae. The transcript has 4 exons. The coding region runs from base 1 to 345 and encodes 114 amino acids. The record is from RefSeq and is a predicted model, not a curated record.